Molecule: messenger RNA, 1633 nt
Organism: Aphidius gifuensis
Lineage: Eukaryota; Metazoa; Arthropoda; Insecta; Hymenoptera; Braconidae
Product: malate synthase, glyoxysomal-like
Exons: 2
Biological process (GO): glyoxylate cycle
Cellular component (GO): cytoplasm
Molecular function (GO): malate synthase activity
Source: RefSeq, a predicted model, not a curated record
CAAAAUGUAUUUAUAAAUUUACCUCCAAAAAAUUUGGAAAAUGAAUUUAAUAAUUUAUUAACAAAUGAUGCAAUUGAAUUUCUUGUUAAUUUAAUUGUUGAAUUUGAUGAACGUAUUGAUAAUUUAUAUAAUCAACGUCAAAAAAGUAAAUCUGAAUUUAAAAAUAAGCCAAAAAUACCGAGAUUUAAAAAGCUGGAAGUCAAUGAUGAUUGGCAAGUUGCACCAGUGUGUGAACGUUUGAAAAAUCGUCAUGUUGAUUUGGGUGAUGUUAGUCCAAGUAAUAUGGAUCAUUUUUCAUCAGCAUUAAAAUCAAAUGUUCAAGGUAUCCAGGUUGAUUUUGAUGAUGGUCAUUGUCCAACUUGGUACAAUCAAAUACUAGGUCUUCAUAAUGUAACACAAGUAGUUAAAAAUAAUAUUCCAGGUGUUCCAAAUAUAACAGAAGCUCCAAUUCUUGUUCUACGACCACGUGCCUGGAAUAUGAUUGAAACAAAUAUGAGUAUAAAUGGUAAAAAUAUACCAGGUUCAUUAUUUGACUAUGGUCUCUUGAUUUAUCAUAAUGGAAUUGAUCUACAAAAGCUAAAAUGUGGUCCAGCAUUUUAUUUAUCAAAAAUUGAAAAUUCAAAUGAAGCUAAAUUAUGGAAUGACAUAUUUUCAUGGAGUGAGAUUUAUCUUAAUAUUCCACAUGGUUCAAUAAAAGCAUGUGUAUUAAUUGAAAAUAUUUUAGCUAGUUUUGAAAUGGAAUAUAUAUUAUUUGAAUUAAAAGAUCAUAGUUUAGGUUUAAACUGUGGUAUUUGGGAUUAUGCUGCAUCAAUAAUAUCAAAAUUUGGUAAUGAUAAAUCAUUUAUUUUGCCUGAUAGAAAUAAAUAUGUUAAUAUGAAUAAAAAAUUUUUAAAAAAAUACAUGCAACUUGUUGUUAAAAUAUGUCAUAAACAUGGUGCACAUGCAACUGGUGGUAUGGCUGCAAAAUUACUUCCAGAUAAACAAAAUUCAGUUGAUUAUUUACGUGUUCUUCAUGAUAUUUGUGAUGGAAAAUUAAGUGAAAUUAAUGAAGGUGUUGAUGGUUUUAUGAUUUAUGAUAUUAAACUUGUUUGUCAUAUGAAUGAUUUAUGGAAAAAUCAUGGUGGUCCAUUUGAUAAUCAAAUUAAUUAUCCAGGAACAAAAGAAAAUAUAAGUGAAGAAGAUUUAAUGAGUUUACCAAAAGGUGGUGUUACCAUGACAGGUCUUGAUCAUAAUAUUUGUGUUGCAAUAUUAUUUAUAUAUCAUUGGCUAAAUGGCAAUGGACAUUUUAUUCAUAAUGGAUCCAUUGAAGAUUCAGCAACAGCUGAAAUAUCAAGAUCACAAAUAUGGCAAUGGAAUAGACAUUCAACUGGUAUUGAAGACUCUCAUGAUUUUAUAAAUAAAAAAUUAAUUAAAAAACGUGUUGAUAUUAAUUUAAUAUACAUUAAAAAUAUCAAUAGCUUUAAUUAUGAUGAUGCUGGUAAAUUAUCAAUUGCUGUUGAUUUAUUUUAUGAUUUAAUUUAUGCUAGAGAAUUUCCGGAAUUUAUAACAUCAUAUAUUUAUAAUGUUUAUCCAUUUAAAAAAAUUCAAUCACAUUUAUAAAUUAUUUAUUUUUUAUUAUACAUUUUUUGUGUAA